Molecule: messenger RNA, 1931 nt
Organism: Myiozetetes cayanensis
Lineage: Eukaryota; Metazoa; Chordata; Aves; Passeriformes; Tyrannidae
Gene: VDAC2
Product: voltage dependent anion channel 2
Exons: 9
Coding region: 144-995 (283 amino acids)
Biological process (GO): monoatomic anion transmembrane transport
Cellular component (GO): mitochondrial outer membrane
Molecular function (GO): voltage-gated monoatomic anion channel activity
Source: RefSeq, a predicted model, not a curated record
GGGUCCUGCGGGCGGCGCGGCGGGCGGGCGGAUCGGUGUCUCCUUCACUUCGCCCUCCAGUGCCCGCGGCUGCAGCAGCGCGGCCUCCGCACGGCCCGACCCGCGCCGGCCCCUCCGCCGCCCGCCCGACACACGCAGCUCCAAUGGCGAUUCCUCCGUCGUACGUAGACCUUGGCAAAUCUGCCAGAGAUAUCUUCAAUAAAGGAUAUGGUUUUGGGUUGGUGAAACUGGAUGUGAAAACAAAAUCUGCAAGCGGAGUGGAAUUCACAACAUCUGGUUCAUCGAACACAGACACUGGAAAAGUGAAUGGGAGCUUGGAGACCAAAUACAAGUGGGCUGAAUAUGGGCUGACUUUCACAGAAAAAUGGAACACAGAUAACACUCUGGGAACAGAAAUUGCAAUUGAAGAUCAGAUUGCCAAAGGCCUGAAGUUGACGUUUGAUACAACUUUCUCACCAAAUACAGGAAAGAAAAGUGGUAAAAUUAAGUCAGCUUACAAACGUGAAUGCCUAAACCUAGGUUGUGAUGUUGACUUUGAUUUUGCUGGACCUGCAAUCCACGGUUCGGCUGUCUUUGGUUAUGAAGGCUGGCUUGCUGGUUAUCAGAUGACUUUUGAUAGUGCCAAAUCAAAAUUGACAAGAAAUAAUUUCUCUGUGGGUUACAAGACUGGAGACUUCCAACUGCACACUAAUGUCAAUGAUGGUUCUGAAUUUGGUGGGUCAAUUUACCAAAAAGUGAGUGACCAUCUUGAAACUGCUGUAAACCUGGCUUGGACAGCAGGCAGCAACAGCACUCGCUUUGGCAUUGCAGCUAAAUACAAGUUGGAUUCCACUGCUUCUAUCUCGGCAAAAGUGAACAAUUCUAGUCUAGUUGGAGUGGGUUACACCCAGACGCUGAGGCCAGGUGUGAAGCUGACACUGUCUGCCCUGAUAGAUGGAAAGAGCAUCAAUGCUGGUGGCCAUAAACUUGGUCUUGGCCUGGAAUUGGAGGCUUAAAAAGGUGAAGAAACUGCUGCAGAGAAGGGAUAUCAGAAGAAUUUGGCCUUAAAAUGUAUUUCCAAUGUGACCAGCAGGCUUUUUUUUUCCAAGAAGGAUGACCUAGAACAAGAGCUGUAUUUGAAGUAUUUAGACAGUUACUUGUUAGCUGGUUUCUAGUUAAAUUGGUUACCCAUCUAGUUAAAAUUCUGCAUUAGUGCAGUCACUUAAACAUUAUUUAAAUGUAUUUAACUGUUUAAUGCGCUACCCACAAAUAAUGAAAUAGACAUUUAUGAAAACUGUACAAUUGUGUGCAUGUUUGUUUUUAUGUUCCUUUUAACAUUCGAUAUUGCCAUUGAAUGAAAAAAACGGAUCAGUGGAUGUUUUGAAAUGAGGUCAACAAUUUUGUUGAAUCACCUGAAGUAGAAAUAUAUUUGGUAUCCCAAGACAAAUUAUGAAUAAAACAAGUACACACACUUACUUGUGCCUCAGAUAUUUUAAGAGUCAAUAUAUGAGGGUAGUGCUCAUUUAAGUUUUAAGUAAUCCAAGAAGUAGUGCUCUGUACCUUUGUGCAAUUAAGGACCCCCACCCAUGACAAUACUGAGUAUCGGUGAUCAGUUGGAUUCCUCAAGCAAGUUGAAUGUGCUUUUCUGUCAGGUAAGGUUGGUCAUGACACAAUGGUUUAAUUCCCCCUGUGUCCCACGGGCGAGAUGUACUGUGUCCCUAGUUGGCCUCCUGAUGCAAAGAGUGCAGAUCAAUGUACUUGGCACACUGAGACGUAUAGAAACUGCUCCUUGAAAAACCUCACCACAAACACACCUUUGCUUAUAUUUGUAUGAAGUGAGAUGUAUCUCUGCAAUUGAAUGUAACAGUGUAAUGGUUUAACAGCCUGCUUAUCCCAACUGCUGUGAGAGGUUUCUGCUUAAAAUGACUGAAAUAAAGACAAUUUUAAAUGGA